This is a messenger RNA of Lingula anatina, 793 nucleotides long. RefSeq lists its product as uncharacterized. Gene Ontology annotation, biological process: signal transduction. The record is from RefSeq and is a predicted model, not a curated record. Lineage: Eukaryota; Metazoa; Brachiopoda; Lingulata; Lingulida; Lingulidae. Gene Ontology annotation, molecular function: protein binding.
UUAAUUAAAAUUUGAUGUUGAAUUUGCAGUUAAGCAUAAUUGUGUUAAGCAUAAUGUUAAGCAUAAUGUACUCUUGCAUCAGCAUUGACAGUAGCAUAUUUUGUGCAUUAUUAUUUUCUGCUUUUUGUCUGUACAUUUGACAGCUUUUUUUAAUGCCACCUCAAAAAUUGUUCCUAAAAUUAUAAUCCUUAAGCCAGUUUUUGACUUCCUUAUUUCUUGUUUCUGGUCUUCAGAGAAUGGCCAAAAUGGCCAUGUCAGUGGUUUGCCAAGGGGAGAGCAGUUACAGAAUCGCGCUGUGGCAAGAGAGGGUGGUCAAAUGCAAGGUGAUGAUAAUCCAGUCCCCCCAGUUCGUUACAAAUACGACCUCUUUCUGGUGCAUAGUAGUGAAGAUGAGGAGGAGGUUCUCGAGUUAGCAGAACGCCUGGAAGAAGAACAUGGCAUAAAAUGCUGCUAUGCUGACAGAGAUUUUCAACUUGGGAAGCGUGUCAUGAACAAUGUGGAAGAUCUUUUCAAGGAGUGUAGACACAUAGCACUUUGUUUGACUAGAAAUUAUUUGGCUAGUAGUUGGUGCCAGCAUGAGCAGAGCAUGGCACUGGGUAAAGCCACAGAGAAUGGCGGUCAGGGGAUGAUCCCGCUGCUCUUCAGUGGCUUUCCCGAGUCUGAUGUUCCACCAACCCUGAGAGCUUACUCGUACUUCAAACUGACUUCUGAUCCACAGUCUUUAGCACAGCUUGCCAGACAUAUUAAAGGUAAUAACAAAGAAAAAAGUGUCUGCUUCGGAGGGAAUUUAUAG